GGCAUAUUUCCAACAGGGCGGGCACGGCUGGAGCUGCUGCGGGCGCGGGCGCGGCUGGAGCGGGGCAGCAGGGCAACAGGGCGCGGCUGGAGCUGAUGCGGGCACGCGACGCGGCGCGGGCGCGGCUGGAGCUGCUUGCGGGCGCGGGCGCGGCUGGAGCGAGGCCGGCGCGAGCGGGGCGACGCGGGCACGAGGGCGAGGCCGCGCGAGCGGGGCGAGGCGGGAGGCGGGCGGGACGAGGGCGAGGCGGGGCGUGGGAGGGUGGCCAGGGGUUAGCGGCGGACGCGCAGAGGAGCGCCUCGGGCGAGCGCGAGCGCGGCAGGUGCGGGGCCGAGCAGGCGCGCCGCGGCGGCUGCAAGGCCGAGCGGGCGCA
Aegilops tauschii subsp. strangulata is the source of this 373-nucleotide messenger RNA. Lineage: Eukaryota; Viridiplantae; Streptophyta; Magnoliopsida; Poales; Poaceae. The record is from RefSeq and is a predicted model, not a curated record.